Molecule: messenger RNA, 1356 nt
Organism: Rhizophagus irregularis DAOM 181602=DAOM 197198
Lineage: Eukaryota; Fungi; Glomeromycota; Glomeromycetes; Glomerales; Glomeraceae
Source: RefSeq, a predicted model, not a curated record
AGCAUUUCUUGCAACACCUGUCGGAUUUUUAGGUGCUUCUGACUAUGUUUUAUGCACUAAUAAUUUCUCAGUGGCCAAGAUGCCGGUGGAAUUGAAAACGCGUCACAAUCUUAAUUUGUGCGAUUAUCAUCUCUGGCAAAUUUAUCGAUAUAAAGACCGGCGUGGUAUAAUAAAUCCAGAUUUUAGUAACCAGAAUCAAAGAUACAAUCCAAAUUUUAAAUUCAAGAAACGUAUCCUAUCGCAGAUAUUUGGUCAAAUGGCCUGUAAUGGCAUCCAUUAUGGCAUUUUAUCAAAUUAUAGCGAUACGUACUUUCUUAAACGGGAAGAAACAGAUCCAAACACCCUGUAUGUUUCUCGUGUUGUUCAACCCGCUGAUGUUAAUCCAACUUUACGCCAAUGCUUUUACUAUAUCAGCCAACUUGUCAAUAAUGAUAAUGUUGGCAAUAGAUUGGGACGUGUAGUGCUUGACAAUUUUUCAUCUGAUAAUGAUGAUGAUGAGGACGACUCUGAUGAUGAUGAUGAUGACGCUGAUGAUCCUAAUGACCCUGAUUAUGAUGACAAUGAUUCUUCUUCGGGGAAGAGGAAGAGAAAACAGAUUCCAUCAGCAAAGACUAGUAGUAAAAAAAGUAGAAAAACAAUUGCCAGUUCAUCCAAGGUAAUUGCUACUGUAGACGAAUAUAUAGGUGGCGGGUCUUUCGGAAAAAUUUUUUCUGGAUAUUAUGAUAAUCAAGCUGUGGCAUGGAAGACAUGUGACGCAUGUAAGCAGAAAGAGGAGAUGAAAACGCUAAUACAUGAAGCUCAAAUAUAUUCUAUUUUGAAAGAAUGUCAAGGUCGUGUUGUUCCAUGUUUGUUCUACAAAGGUUACAUCUAUGACGGAUAUCUUUUUGCAUUAGCGAUGCAAUUAAUUGAGGACUCCCGUCAUAUUGAUCCUACAAGACUCACAAAAGAAGAAAAAAGUUUCAUAGUCAAUCAACUCAGGGAAAUACAUAAAUUUGGCGUCUUGCACAAUGAUAUUGCUACAAGAAAUAUACUAUAUGAACCAAAAAGUCGCAAUUAUUUUUUUAUUGAUUUUGGUCUAAGUGUGAUCGUAGAUAAUGAAUCACCAAAAUUGGGCAAGGAAGAAAGGAGACUAAAAAAACUUUUACAACUUUAACCAUCUGAAUGUAUAGGACUAUACCGCAUUAUCGCACUAGAUGAAGAAUAAAUAAAUUUUUAUUAUUGCAAGCUACAAUGUAUAUGUAACUUUCAUUUUAAAUCAUAAAAUGUAAUAGUUUUACACCAAUUUUACCUUCUAAAAAAUUAAGAAAUUAUAAAUUUAAUAGAAAUCGGAAAAUAAUAAUUUGCUAUGAAUUUUUU